GGACAUAAUCUGUUAUGAGAUGUUAUGUGGUGUAAGAUUUCUUUAAUGUUAUUUGGAUUUGAGUUUUGUUUUGUUAUUCAUUGAAAGAGGGUUUAUACUACAUAGACAUACAACCAUGAAUGUGGAACAUUUAAAAGUAACUUCCCCCCAAACAAAGAGAAAUAGCUGAUGCCUGUGGUGAAGGGACAGGUUGGAACACAACAUAGAAAGGGUCCACGCCUGUGUGUUAGUGAGGAUUAUGCAAUCAUGUAUACCAUUGUGCUUGAAAGGCUAAAUAAAAUAUCUAUGAGACAUGAGCGUAUUUGAACCUGCUGUAAGAAAACAACUCCUAAACUACUCCUCCUCAAUUUCUGAGUGGUGAAAGAAAUGUCUCACUUUGUGAUGAAGCAAGUAAAGGAGACUGGCCACAGCAGCAAACUGUGUUUUAAGCAUUUGGAAGACUUUUCACAUGCAUAAUAUACAAAAAGAAAAAGAUAAUAAAAGAGGUGGCUGAUGGACGAGGACACUACAAGACAUUACCAGGUCUGAAGUCAUGGAGACACUGCUCCUGCUGUCCCUGCCUCUGCUUUCUGUGAUCAUUACACUUUGCCACUCACCACUGCGAGCACUUUAUCGAUGUGUGUGUGAGAAAGUGCUGAAGAUCCUCUGUGGAAAAGUCUGUGUCAGACGCACACAUGCCUACAUCUUCUCUGAGUGUACCCAUGGCCAAGCUGAAAGUGUGCUGGCCACGUUCGACCUUUACAGUAAAAAACAUGCUUCAGCCAGCAUCGGGCCAGAAAAAGGUUACAAAUGUGUGUUUCUGGAUGAAGUGAUACAACGCAAAGCUCCUCUCAGGGUGCUGGAGUUGGGAAUGCACUGUGGCUACACUUCUGUCCGAAUACUGCGUAUGCUUCCCACCUUUGGAAAAUUGUUCACAGUGGAGAUGGACCCACUUACUGCCGAAAAAGGCGAGGAGAUCAUACUUGUUGCAGGGUUUAAAAAUUCACAGUUCCAGGUUUUACCCUGUUCCUCAGCUGAAGCCAUCUCCAACUUAGCCUCCCACCUAGGUGAGGAACGUUUGGAUCUAGUGGUGAUGGACCAUGACCCUGAGCAAUAUCUUCCAGACUUUCUGGCCCUUCAAAGAUUUAAUCUGCUCUCUAAACACAGUGUCCUCAUAUUAAACAGAGUUGUGACAGCUGGAGCUCAGGCUGUGAUGGAGUACCUCAGUACCAAGCCACACAACUACAGUAUGUGCCAACAGGUUAAAGACAUGCUGGAGAUCCGCUGUCAUAUGGAGAGAGAAGACAAUUAACACUAUGCAAGCUAAGAAUUUUGGAUGUAAAAUAUAGACUGCUCAACACUUACAGCACCAAUCAUGAAAAUAAGCAUAAUAACACAAGAAAUGGAUGAUAUUCUUAGGUGAUUUGUGAGGUGAUCUGUAAAAAAAAAAAAAAAUAAUAAUAAUAAUAAUAAUAAUAAUAAUAAUAAUAAUAAAAAACAGGUUUUAAGUACUUCUUCAAAAUGACAAAAGAAGAAACAAGUACAAGAGACAAAAAAUAGAGAGUAGGCAAUUUAUUUAAAACUGCAUUCAAACUCAAACAGGCCGGUCAUCUGCUGAUUAACAGUUUAAGACCAUCGCCUUAAAAAGUUCAAAUCUGCAAAAAUAUGGCUUCAAUGUCAUUUUUCUUCAGACAGUCACAAUGUCAUGAUCUCCUGAUGGCAAAAGCAAAAAGGCUUUCUGUUUUUGUACAUGGCAGGAUUAUUGAGCUGCACAAGCAAGGGCUUUCGCAACGUGCCAUUGCUGGAGAGGCUGGACGCAGUAAGACAGUCAUUUAAUUUUCUUAAAAGAUCCCGAAAGUUAUGGGACAAAAAAAAUCACCUGCACCGAGCAAGAAAUGUCCAGCUCAGGCAGCCUUUUCCACCCACAAGUGUGUGUGUGUGUGUGUGUGUGUGUGUGUGUGUGUGUGUGUGUGUGUGUGUGUGUGUGUGUGUGUGUGUGUGUGUGUGUGUGUGUGUGUGUUUUGUGUGUCAUUCACUGUAAACUCUGUAGAGUCUGAAAACUGAAGCUCUUGACCUCUAUCUGCAUUAUUUUCAGUGCUGCCACAGGUUUGGCCAAUACAUUAGAAGAUAUAGAGGUGUUCCUAAUAAAGUGGUAAUCAUGAUCAUAAUCUGAAUUGGAUAGAAUCAAGUAUUAGAUGCUUUAUUAAUUGGCUACAGUAUGUUACCCAUCAAUAAGUUCACGAGUCUGUGUAUGUGUGAUGCCUUCCGGUGCCCUGGUGUCCCAUUCAGGGUGUAUUCCUGUCUGAGUGAAUGAAUUAAUUCAUUUUUUUGCAUUUUAUUGUUGUUGCUCUUUAUAUGUAUAAUUUGUUGUAUUUUUAUAAAGAUUCAGAAUAUAACAGGAUGAUAAAAAGUGACAGUUUGAAAUUAAAUAUCCAAUUGUAUAAGAAGCUAACCAACAGGAGAUAAACUAUAGAACAUAUCAAGAGACAACACUGAUGGCAUCUAGAGAUAUGGCUUUUUCUUGUGAAAAAUCUGUCCAUCUGACUGCACUCUCCAGGUCACUGUGGUGCUCUCCAGCAUGCCAUAUUCACCCAGCUUCUGCUUGACCUACAAAACAGGAAAAUCACUUAUAAGUUUGUUUUGCAAUCUUUAUUGAUAUUCUUUUAACCCAGAGUAACUCAAGGGCACCUCAGUCGUGGCCGGCCCGAGACUGGAACCCACAACCUUAGGAUUACGAGUCAGACUCUCUAACCAUUAGGCCACGACUUGAACUUAUAAACAUUAAUAAAAUGUUAACAGCGUAACAUUUUAGAAUUGAAAUAAUAAUCGUUAGUAAUCCUCCUGUUCAAUAUAUUUUAUUCAUUAAUGAUCUGUUAAUCGCUAUAAUUAGCUAUAAAAUGAUUUGGGUGUAAUCUGUAAUAAUAAAGGUGUGACUCACCAGCUCUAAGAUGGCUUUCUGCACAUCAGAACCAAACAUGCUUGAGCCAGACUUCACUUGGAGUCUCAU
Molecule: messenger RNA, 2986 nt
Organism: Tachysurus fulvidraco (yellow catfish)
Lineage: Eukaryota; Metazoa; Chordata; Actinopteri; Siluriformes; Bagridae
Product: transmembrane O-methyltransferase homolog
Exons: 5
Coding region: 533-1291 (252 amino acids)
Biological process (GO): dopamine metabolic process; catecholamine catabolic process; developmental process
Molecular function (GO): catechol O-methyltransferase activity
Source: RefSeq, a predicted model, not a curated record